UAUGCAAAUUUCAUUGAAAAUUCUUACGGUGGCAGGAUGUCGGCCACCAGUUUCCUGGACCUCAUUGGGCAAACAAACAAUAUACAACACAUACACAAUUUUCGUAAGUUUACUACUGUUCACCUUUAUGUUGCCGCAACUCAUGGAUAUCAUCUUGAAUGCCGACAAUCCUAAUGAUUUCACGAAUACUCUUUAUGUAAUGAUGGCUCUGACGAACGCUUGCUGUAAGAUGGUCAGUCUGGUUAUGAAUCGCAAAAACAUCGAAAUAUUAAUCGAGAAAUUAAUUGAGAAACCAUUUAGACCAUUGGAAUCGGAUGAGAUUGAAAUCCGACAGAAAUUUGACAACAUUAUACAGGCUAAUACUAUAAUCUACGCUGUUAUGAUCGAGGUAACAUGCGGGUACAUGACUGUAACAUCCUUAUUCACGGACUUCCGGAGAGGAGAGUUAGCAUACAGGGAAUGGAUACCAUAUGAGUAUUCAUCUGGCAUAAUGUAUUAUAUUAUUUACUUCCGUCAAUUAAUAAGCUUGACAGCUGCAUCCGUCGUAAACGUUGCCUGCGAUUGUCUGAUCUGCGGAUUGCUGCUGCAUAUUUAUUGUCAGAUCGAGAUCUUGGAGUGUCGAUUGAAGAAAUGCUUGCGUGAUGGAGGAAACUUGGGUGAAUGUGUAUAUCAACACAACCGUAUUUAUGAAUUUGCAUAUAUAGUAAAUGAAAAGUUCAGAACUAUAAUUGCUGUUCAGUUCUCAAUAAGCAUGCUGGUGAUGUGCUCCAAUUUAUAUCAAUUGGCGAAGAAUACCUUAAGUGCGGAAUAUAUUCCAAUGAUAGCGUACACAAUCUGUAUGACUAUACAAAUUUUUAUUUAUUGUUGGUACGGGAAUGAAAUAAAACUAAAGAGCAAUCAAUUAACCGAUGAGAUUUUCGGAAUGGACUGGAUAAAUGUCGACAAGAAAAUGAAAGAGAACCUUAUAAUGAUUAUGAAUCGUUCUCUGAAGCCAAUUGAAUUUUCUAGCGCAUAUAUUUUUACAGUAAAUUUAGACUCUUUUGUAAAGUUGCUCAAGACAUCGUAUUCGGCAUAUAGUAUACUUCAACAAAUAUAAAAAAAUAAUAAU
Molecule: messenger RNA, 1108 nt
Organism: Camponotus floridanus (Florida carpenter ant)
Lineage: Eukaryota; Metazoa; Arthropoda; Insecta; Hymenoptera; Formicidae
Product: odorant receptor Or1-like
Exons: 5
Coding region: 2-1096 (364 amino acids)
Biological process (GO): sensory perception of smell; detection of chemical stimulus involved in sensory perception of smell
Cellular component (GO): plasma membrane
Molecular function (GO): olfactory receptor activity; odorant binding
Source: RefSeq, a predicted model, not a curated record